CACAGCAGGCGUGUUUACAGACAAUGGUUAGAGGUUCAUUAAAGAAGAAACCAAUUCAUUGCAGUUUUAGAUGAUUUGUGUCAAGAUGACAAUGGAAACAUCCUUACUGUGUCUGCUGGUUCUGACAUCACUGCUGUGCUUCAAGACUCACCAAGAUCAGAGAAUCAUAGCAGGAGACAACGUCACUCUGACAUGUAGAGCAGCUGAGAACAAAGAUGUUAUAUAUGUAGAGUGGAUCAGAACUGAUCUGGAGUCAGAUCAAUAUGUUCUUGUGUACAGAGACAGUCAGUUUUUUACAGAGGGUCAGUCUCCAUCCUUUAAGAACCGGGUGUCUCUGCUGGACAUGAAGAAUGGAGACGUGUCUUUGGUUCUGAAGAACGUGACGACUGAUGAUACAGGAAUAUAUGAGUGUCGAGUUGAUUAUGCAAGAAAUAAUCGCAGCAAGAGAUCUAUUCUGGACACUGAGCCCAUCUGCAUCAUUAACCUGAGAGUUGAAGCAGGGAACAAGGAUGGAGGAAACAAGACCGGACUGAUGGUUGGUCUCCUAGUUGGACUCCUUGCUUUGGUUUCACUUGUUGGUUUCUGAUCUACAACAAUUGGGAACGUUUGUGUCAGGAACAGAAACCGUCUCCUGCAGCAGUAGAACUUGUUCCUGUGAAUCCUGAAAACCUUUCUCCAGCUGAAUGGUGAACAUCAAGGAGUCAUUUUCACCUGGAAGAAACCUUCAGCUCUGUGACAGAAUAUAAAGGGACGAUAAAGACUCAACUGCUUCUAUUCUGCAGGGAUAAAGGAUGGACUGAUACUUGGUCUCUCAGUUUUCUUGUUGUGGUUCUUCUUUUUACUGUUUAUAUGCACCAUAGGUUUCUAGUUUUCUGGUCUAUAAAUAUCAGGGGAAAAUUUGUGUCAGGAACUGCUGCAACAGGAGUAGAACAUAGAUCUAUAAAUCCUGAAAACCAUCCUCCUGCUGAAGAGCGAACAUCUAGCAGUGGCGCCACCAGAGGUUGGCUAGGGUUGGCAAUGCCCCCCCCAUGCCAUGUCCUGACCCCCCCACUGGCCAGUGUAAAUUGUAGUUUAGCAUUUCAUCCGAUGAUGCACAGCCAGCAAGGCAGC
Messenger RNA from Fundulus heteroclitus (mummichog), 1110 nucleotides. RefSeq names its product coxsackievirus and adenovirus receptor homolog. The coding region runs from base 71 to 586 and encodes 171 amino acids. The record is from RefSeq and is a predicted model, not a curated record. Lineage: Eukaryota; Metazoa; Chordata; Actinopteri; Cyprinodontiformes; Fundulidae. The transcript is spliced from 4 exons.